AUGUCUCUCUUCCGCACCAGCUUGCCCUCAGGCGACUUCGCCCCUCUCUUCCGUCUCCUGGACGACUACGAUGUCCACCGCGCCAGCCGCCAGACCACUACCCGCGCCUUCCACCCUCGCUUCGACGUUCGCGAGGGCGAGGACUCCUACCACCUGGAUGGUGAGCUGCCUGGUAUCGCCCAGAAGGACAUCAACAUUGAGUUUACCGACUCCCACACUCUGGUCGUGAAGGGUCGCACCGAGCGCGAGUAUCACACCACCGAGCCCAAGGAGAACACCGGCGAUGAUGACACCACCGUCGCCAAACCCACCGACGAGACCGAGACUACCCAGCCCAGCCACCGCUUCUGGGCUAGUGAGCGCUCCGUCGGCGAGUUCCAGCGCACUUUCACCUUCCCGGGUCGCAUUGACCAGGACAAUGUCAAGGCCAGCCUGAAGAACGGCAUUCUGUCGAUCGUGAUUCCCAAGUCCACUGUUGCGGCCACCAAGAAGAUCACCAUCGAGUAA
Messenger RNA from Penicillium cataractarum, 507 nucleotides. Its product is annotated as Hsp20/alpha crystallin family protein. Bases 1 to 507 code for a protein of 168 amino acids. Gene Ontology annotation, biological process: response to salt stress; protein complex oligomerization; response to hydrogen peroxide. NCBI's taxonomy places the organism in Eukaryota, Fungi, Ascomycota, Eurotiomycetes, Eurotiales, Aspergillaceae. The record is from RefSeq and is a predicted model, not a curated record. The transcript has a single exon.